UCAAAAAUUAAAAUCAUCUAAUAUGCAGCAUGAUGAGGUUAUAUGGCAACUAAUUAAUCGAGGUUUCUGUUCUUUUAAAGUAAAAACUCAAACUACAACUUUAUGCAAAAAUGAAUAUAAUGUCUCUGGUUUGUGCAACAGGCAAUCUUGCCCAUUAGCAAACAGUCGAUAUGCUACAAUUCGAGAAAAAGAAGGAGUGUGCUACCUUUAUAUGAAGACAAUUGAAAGGGCACACACACCAUCUAAACUUUGGGAAAAAAUCAAAUUGGCAAGAAAUUAUGAAAGUGCAAUGGAGCAAAUUGAUAAAAAUUUGAUAUAUUGGCCAAGCUAUAUAAUACAUAAAUGCAAGCAACGGUUCACUCGAAUAACUCAAUAUCUAAUUCGUAUGAGAAAACUUAGGCUCAAAACACAAAAGAAACUGGUAACAGUGAAUAAGAAAAUUGAGCGAAGGGAAAAAACUAGAGAGAAAAAAGCAUUGGUGGCAGCUCAAAUUGAAAAGAAUAUAGAAAAAGAAUUGCUUGAACGUUUAAAGAAAGGAACGUAUGGUGAUAUAUAUAACUUCCCAGAGACAGCUUUUGAUAAAGUAUUAGAAGAUCAAGAGAUCGAAUCUGAUCAUGGAGAAAAUGAGGAUGAAGAGGAGGUUGAGGAAGAUGGAGAAGAUAUUCCAGAAUUUGUUGCAGAUGAUGAAAUCGAAGAGACUGAUAAUGAAAUGGAGGACUAUGAUUAUUCUGCCGAAGAAGAAGAAGAAGAAGAUGAGGGAGAGGAGGAAGAGGACGAAGAAGAACCAGUGGCGAGAAGUUCUGUAAAAAAACGAAGAAAACAUAUUGAAAUUGAGUACGAAACUGAAAGUGAACCCAAAAAGAGGGUGAAAAAUGUGAAAUAGUUCUCUUUUUUAAAGAUAAAUAUGGAAAUACAGAA
Hydra vulgaris (swiftwater hydra) is the source of this 918-nucleotide messenger RNA. Its product is annotated as protein MAK16 homolog. Gene Ontology annotation, biological process: maturation of 5.8S rRNA; maturation of LSU-rRNA. Gene Ontology annotation, cellular component: nucleolus; preribosome, large subunit precursor. NCBI's taxonomy places the organism in Eukaryota, Metazoa, Cnidaria, Hydrozoa, Anthoathecata, Hydridae. The record is from RefSeq and is a predicted model, not a curated record.